This is a messenger RNA of Rotaria sordida, 2839 nucleotides long. The record is from the annotation of a GenBank genome assembly. Lineage: Eukaryota; Metazoa; Rotifera; Eurotatoria; Philodinida; Philodinidae.
AUGGAUACAGAUUCGAUUAUUACAAAAGGUGAAUCAGAAUCCGUCAUCGUGGUAAAUGAUGAUGUUAAUGGACCACCUGUUAUUCAAGAAUUUUUUUCAAAAUUGAAUAUUAAUAUUGAAAAGAAUCGAUGGACUUGUUGCUGCAAUAUUUGUUCAUUAUCAGUUACAGAUACAUAUAAAACAACUUCGAAUUUUUUAAAGCACAUAAAAACUAAACAUCGAUUAGCAUUUGAUGAAUGGAAAGAUUCGACCAAUAAUAAACGUCAACAGCUUCUCACCAACAGUCUCAUUCGAAAUCUUAUUAUUAAUAUGAGUCUUCCAUUAUCGACAGUCGACAAUGAAUCGUUUAUGAAUUUUAUGUUAGAUGUUGAUCCAAAGUACAAAAUGAUUAAUAGACGUGAUAUUACACGUUCGUUUCUUCCUAUUAUGUAUAAAAAAUGUAUAAAAAAGCUACAGGACAUUUGUAAUCGAUCAAAAUAUGUUAGUCUCACUCUUGAUAUAUGGAGUGAUCGUAGAAUGCGUAGUUAUUUUGGCAUUACACUUCACACAAUUAUUGAUGAUCAAUAUAAAACUUAUGUUCUUUCGUUCGAACGUCUAAAAGGUAAACAUUCUGGUGAUAAACUUGCUGCUGAAUUUGAUCGUGUUAUACAAAUGUACAAUUUAAAGGAUAAACUUGUUAGAAUAGUUACUGAUAAUGCAAGUAAUAAUCAAGCUGCAUUUGAUAAUCUUGUAUUACCCGGUUUUGAAGAAUAUUUUAAUGAUAUUGAUGAUGAUCAAUCUGAACGUGAAACAAGUGAUGAAGAUAGUGAUAAUAAUGAAUUGUACGAAAAUAGUCAAUUACAAGCAGAAGAAGUAGAUGAUGACAUAUAUGGAACAACACUUAAUACACCAGCUGAACAAGAAUUUUUACGAUUACCAUGUUUUAGUCAUUGUCUUCAACUUGUUGUUAAUGAUGGAAUUAAAGCUGCUGGUGGUGCAUUAUCAUCUCUUAAAAAAGUAGCUGAUCUUGCUAAACUUGCACAUACAAGUACAUCAUUUGCAGAACGUUUAGAAGAACAAAAGUACAGUAUUCCUCUUGCUAAUCGAACUCGAUGGAAUUCACAAUUUCAAACUGUGAAGAAAGUUAUUAGUAUUCCAUCCUUCAUUCUUAACUCCAUUUUAACUGAUUUAAAAAAAAAUAAUCUUAUUCUUAAUACUAAAGAUAGAAAAAUUUUAGAAGAUUUUGUUUCUUUAUUUGAACUGUUUAAUGAAGCUACUGUUCUAACACAAGGUGAAUUUUAUGCUACUGUUAGUCUUGUUGCACCUACUAUUCUUGGUAUUCUUUUUGAUCUUGAGCGUGAACAUGCUUCUUCAAAUUUAUCUCUUGUAUCUGUGUGUGAAGCACUUCUUUCAUCUCUGAAAGCUCGAUUUAGUGGACUUCUUCGUCAUUUCGAAAUUGAUGUACCAUUUGCUUUUUAUUCCAUGUCUGAACGUUUUUCUGAUCCUAUCUUUCUAAUUGCGCCACUUCUAGAUGCACGUUUUAAGUUGUUAUGGCUCGAUAAUCUUCAAUUUGCGAUAAAGUUACGUGUUAUCGAAACAAUUUACAGUACUUUUGUUCGUUUUUUCUCAAAAUCGAAUUUUUCUGUAUCACAACCAGAAGGAGCUGAUGAGUCGAACGUAGCUGAACAAGAUAUUACUGAUAUGAUGACCAAACAUGUUGAUCCAACAACAAAAAGAAAAUGUCUUUUUCCUUACUUAAAUGAUACAAAAAAGAUUUCAUUUGAUGACAAAUCGAAAGUUUUGGUGGAGCUUGAUGCUUUUCUAUCGGAAAGAAGCAAUGAAAAUAAUUUACUUUUUCUCAAGAAAAAUCUUUAUCCUUCUCUAUAUGAACUUAGUCUAAAAUACUUGUCAGUACCGGCUACAUCAGCUCCUAUUGAAAGAAUAUUUUCUAAAAGUGGUUUUAUUAUGCGUCCACAUCGCGCAUCGUUAACCUCAAAAAAUGUAUGCUUGCUUACUUUUCUUAAAAGCAAUAGCGUUUUGUUGUAAUUUGAUUGUUUAAAACUUUAUGAUGAAAAAAAUAAGAAUAAACAUAUUUUGAUUCAUGACUUUAACAAUGUUUCGAUCUCAAAAUGAAUACAUCAUUAUUAAAACUAUCAAUUAAAUUUUUUCUAAUGAGAUCUUAGGAAAUUCACUCUAAUGUACUCGUACUCUAGGGCCAGUACUCGUACUCGUACUCGUACUCGAAAAAGUCUGUACUUGCCCAGCUCUGGUAUAUACGCUUUUUGAUUUCUUGAUAGAUAACCUUAUCCGACAAAGUCCUUUAAACACCGUAAUCAGAACUCUUGGUCAAACCUAAGUAAAUUUGUUUCUCAUACAAGAACCAUUCCCUGAUAUUUCAAUAAAAACGCUUCUGUUCUCUUUCCAUUAUUUCCCUUCAAAAAACUCAUUAUUUUUUCGUGCGAACAUCAGCAUGGUUCAUCAAUAUAACAAAAUGAAACUUGUCACAUUUGUUCCAUCGCUGAAGACGAUCAUUCAAUGAAUAAACUAUUUUAUUGGAUAAUAUUUAUCGCGUCUUUUUAGCUCGAAUUAAAUAUUACUUCAUAGCACUUAAUGUUCCAAAAUUUACAAAAAUAAUUUUAUUUAAUUUUAUUCGUUUAUUUAUUUAUUUUUAAACUAUUAUUUAAAUAAUAAAGAACGUACACUAGCAAGAUCUGUACUUCAAAAUUUCGAAGACGCUCACCGUUACUUCGCCGCGAAUCACCAUGACGCCCACAGUCUGUCGGACGACCAAAGCAAGCCGAACAGCAAAGUAAGUUGAACGACCAAACUAACUCAAAUAACCAAAGUCAGCCAUACCGCC